AUGUGGACGCCGCCGCCGCUGCCGCUGCCGCUGCUCGCCCUAGUCGCGCUGGCUGCCGCCCCUCUCCGCCUACACGCUCAAGAGUCCGCCUGCUGUUCCUUAGCCACCGGCUCGUGUCGUUCUGUGUGCCAGGAGGUGUCGCUGGUGAGGAUAGCAGCGGAUGCCGAGGAGCGCGAGCGGGCCGUGUCGCGAGUCUCCGCCGUCUGCCCAGACCCGCUGGUUUCCUUCUGGGAAUGUAUGAACAAGACAACUGAAGACAUGGUCCGCGGGGAGGCGUGGUGGGGCCGCGAGUGCUGCGGGCUGCCGCAGUCCGCGGGCUGCCAGCAGGCGUGCGUCACGGCCGCGGCUCGCCGCGACCUGGCCGCCAGCUGCCGCCACAGCGACGAGGUCGCCUUCUUCGCCUGCCUCGACCGCCAGCAGGUGAGUCGCAGCGUCUCCCACCGCCCACUGUCACACGUGCGGGCGUGA
Schistocerca serialis cubense is the source of this 468-nucleotide messenger RNA. Its product is annotated as reversion-inducing cysteine-rich protein with Kazal motifs-like. Gene Ontology annotation, biological process: extracellular matrix organization. The record is from RefSeq and is a predicted model, not a curated record. Gene Ontology annotation, molecular function: metalloendopeptidase inhibitor activity. Lineage: Eukaryota; Metazoa; Arthropoda; Insecta; Orthoptera; Acrididae. The transcript is spliced from 5 exons. Gene Ontology annotation, cellular component: plasma membrane. Bases 1 to 468 code for a protein of 155 amino acids.